AUGUCGCAGCAGCUUGUCUAUGCAAUCUCUGUGGCAAUCACUGCCCUCAUCCAGGGAGGAGGAUUCCUUGUGGCCUAUGCCCUCCAGACCGAGACAUUCUACGAUAUCCUUGGAGGGGUUAACUUCCUGGCUUUGGCCUUUUGGUCUGCCAGCAGCAGCACAUUGGACUUGCGGAAGAUCUGCACAACAGUCUUGUUCGUGUGCUCCAGGGGUUGGCUGUUGCUCUUCUUGGCAUGGCGUGCUCAUGAGCGCAAGGGUGACGCACGCUUCGACGAUAUCAAGGGCAAAUUCAUAUCUUUUAUGAAAGCCUGGAUAGUGCAGGGGAUGUGGGUGAUGCUCAUUUCUAUGCCAGUCAUAUUCAUUAAUUCUUCGAACAAGUCAUCACCACUGGACUUCAUCGACAUCGUGUUCAUGCUGUGCUUUGCCCUGUGUGUUGGGACAGAGAUCUUGGCAGAUAUCCAGAAGGCUCUCUGGGUGAAGAAAGGCCGUCCCGGGGGCUUCUGCCAGGAAGGGCUUUGGGGCUUCUCGCGGCAUCCGAACUAUUUCGGAGAGAUCUUUCAGUGGUGGUUUGCUUGGGCGUUGGCGUAUCAUAGCUCGGAAGCUGCAAGAGGUUACCUUGAUCCUCUCUGGUGGGCCUGCGCCAUCUCUCCAAUUUUCACCAUGCUGAUUUUGCUUCACCUGAAACCCACUGGCAUUUACAACGCUGAAGGGAAGAACUUGAAGCGAUACUACGACCAAUGUCCUGAUGAAUAUGGCAAAUAUCGGGAGAGCACUUCGAUCCUGAUCCCCAUGAUUGGCUACCAAUAUGUUCCGCUGUUUCUGAAGAGGAUAAUUUUCUUCGAGUACGAGAAAUACGAAUACAAUCCAAAGGUCGCAGGAGAAGUGAAGAAAGAGUGA
Messenger RNA from Durusdinium trenchii, 897 nucleotides. The record is from the annotation of a GenBank genome assembly. NCBI's taxonomy places the organism in Eukaryota, Dinophyceae, Suessiales, Symbiodiniaceae.